UGGUUGGAGAUGUCAAUAAUCAAUGCCCGUCAAGAUGAGUAAAGAUAAAUUUAACAUUGAGGAUGCAUUUGAAUCAGACGAAGAUGAAAAGAUUCGAGUUUAUGGUUCAACAAAGCAAACGCCAAUUAAAGCUCCGAAAAGCCGAGAAAAAAUAAGCUCAACGUCCGAUGAAAUACCCUUGACAGAGUGUCAGUAUGAUGGGCAGGGCUACAGUGAGCAACAGCUGAUGGGAAGCAGCCAAAAGCAAGGUCAUCCGCUGGUGGGGGCACCUGUUAUCACUGAUCCCAGUGGCUGGUCGGGGGAGACUGUUAUAGCCUCCAGUUCUGCCAAGGAACCACGCUGGUGGAGACAUCCUAAGAUCAAAGAGAACUACAAGACAGUAUGUGGGGCAGUAUCUCUGACUGUUGUGGGAGCAGCCCUGUUUUUGGUUGGUGUUGGUAUAGUGGCAUCUGAUGAUAGAGGUCUUCACUGCUUAGAAUUCUUUAUUGGAGGAGUGUUGUGUCUUAUUCCAGGAGUUUACCAUGUGGUGUACAUUAUUCUAGCAAUAAAUGGAGUUGGUGGGUAUAAUUUGUAUAACCUGCCCGUGUUUAAUACAUAGUAAACACCUCACACCACGUAGAACGGAGAAAUCCCUCAGUACAGUAGACAGGGUGAUUGGUAUGGAAGGUUCAAAUGUGUACAAUAUGUAGAUUGUGUAAAAUUAUAUAGAAAAAUAUGUGUUCACUUUACACUGCAAUAUCAUAUUUAUUAUUUUCUAACUUUAAAAUGGGUGUAUAUUUAAUUUUUGAGAAUAAGUUUGGAAUUUCUUUGUUAUUGUAUAGAUUUUUUUUUACAUUUUUAUUUUAAUAUUAUUAUUAUUUGAUCACAAUAUAUUACAGUUAAGCAUACUUAUAGUGAAGUAACAGAGAUGAACAAUUUUGCCACACACUAUUCAUUAAUAUGAUUAUAUCCGUAAAAUUCACAAUACAAUUUAAAACUAUGGGCACAGAAAAUCACUGCUAUAAGAGUAUUGUAAAUUGAUUAUAAGGUGUUCACUAUAAGGGCAUUAUACUGCAUUACUAGUAUUCAUAUUAUGGCAUAUGCACAUACAUAUAUCACUGUAUUAUACUGACAAACAUAACAAAAUGUUCAUACUAGUGUAUUUUUUGUAAGAAAGAUUUUUUGAAAGGGUAUUAACACAGAGAUCAGUGGAGGUCUUUGUGAGAAAUAUAUCUGUGUGGAUUGUUUACAAGAUUGAGACAUACGUGUACAGGACAAUUUUAAUGUUCUUGAAAACAUUUUUACUUUGUAAGACCAUUUAGACACCAAUUUUGUUAUUUACGUCAUGUUCAUCCCAUAUACCUGAUGUAUAGAUAUGACUUGUGAUGGCCAUUGUCUGUUCUUAAAUCAUUUUUUUUAAUUUCAAAAUGCAUUCAGUAAUUUUUGCAAAUUCACAUCCAGAAAUACAAUAUUUGAUAGAAAAAAAAUACCCAAAAGCAAUUGCAGCACAUCAAGAUGCAAGGUACAUUGAGAUGUUUGCCACUGUGGAAAAAUAUCACUGCAGAAUUUACUUCAAUUUUAGCUUUAACUGAGCAGCAUUUUGAAUAUUAAUGUUCAUGUAUUUGCAAUGUUAUAUUUGUGUUGUUAUGAGGUGACAUAAUUUUUUUCAAAUCUGCUGACAGUCCUUUUGUUUUUCCGUGUCUUUUGGUCUUCUUUGCAGAUAGUCAUAAAAUGGUAUUUAGACAUUCUUUAUGAAUUUAAAAGGAAGGAGAAAUUCAGCAUAUUUUUUAAAGUUUGUUUUUGUUAUACUCAUUCAUAAUCAGCUACAUGCCUGAAUUGCCUUUGUUAUUUUAUUAAUUUUUUUUUUUGAUGGUUGUGAAUAUUUCAAACACAGAUUUACUGGGUUGUCAAAGUAUCACAUUCUCAGAGUAGAGGGGAUUUUUACAGAUCAGAUUGUAUCACAAUAUAUCACUACAAGUAUUUCAGUAUUUCA
Molecule: messenger RNA, 1972 nt
Organism: Saccostrea cuccullata (small rock oyster)
Lineage: Eukaryota; Metazoa; Mollusca; Bivalvia; Ostreida; Ostreidae
Product: transmembrane protein 134-like
Exons: 7
Coding region: 23-598 (191 amino acids)
Source: RefSeq, a predicted model, not a curated record